UCUUUCUCGUGUUUAGUUAGGGCUGUUGACAUUUUCUCUAUCCUUCACCCCCAGUUGUAGAGAGCUCGGCAUCUCCUAGCCUGGCGCAGGAGAGGCGCGCAGGGUAACUGUGUGGCGAGGCUUCCCAUUUUCUUCGAGUGCCCGCUGUGCUCUGCGGGAGGAAUGCCCUGCCGCGGAGCAGGCUUGGGGCGGGAGUAGGAGCUGCUGCCAUGUUGGAGGAGCAAAGAGGAUUUGAGUGAGGGAGAAAAUGGCGGUGAGGAAUCGCCCGGCUCCGUUCACCCCGCACCGGGAUCAGAAUGCCUAAGUCAAAGGAACUUGUGUCUUCAAGCUCAUCUGCCAGUGAUUCAGAUAGUGAAGUUGACAAAAAGGCAAAGCGGAAAAAGCAAGUAGUUCCAGAAAAGCCCGUAAAGAAACAAAAGCCUGGUGAAAGUUCAAAAGGUGCAGCUUCUUCUAAGCAAAGCAGUAACAGAGAUGAGAAUAUGUUUCAGAUUGGCAAAAUGAGGUAUGUCAGUGUUCGUGACUUUAAGGGAAAAGUCUUAAUUGAUAUUAGAGAAUAUUGGUUGGAUCAAGAAGGUGAAAUGAAGCCUGGCAGAAAAGGUAUUUCUUUAAAUCCAGAACAGUGGAACCAGCUGAAGGAACAGAUUUCGGAUAUUGAUGAUGCAGUAAGAAAACUGUAAAUACAGAGCUAUACAGAAACCUUUUAUCAUUUUAGUUGUUUUGUCGUAUUUCAUUGGCAUUUGUUUUCUAAAAUAUUGUUUUCCAAGCUAUUGUAUAUUUGGAUUUCAAAAUGAUUUAUAAGAUGAAUACUUUAUGUGCAUUAAAAGUUUAUUCUGAGUGAGGCUAUUUGUGUAUACUUUACUAAAAGGAAAUGUGUUGCUUUCACCUCAUGGUAUAAAAUAAACAAAUCAAAUAGUAUGUAAAUAGUAUGUAAAGCAUAACCUUUUGGUUAAAGGUACUGGUAAGGUUGCCUAAUAGCUUUAAUUUUAGUUUUACUUUAGUUAACUGUUAAUGUGAUUUUUUUUUUCUGAGAUUUCUUAAAAUGUCUCAAUUUUAAUUUUUUUUUAUUUUAUUUCAUACGCUUGCCCUGACAGCUUUCAGCUUUAAGACUUGAUACAAACAGUGAAUACCUGGUAAACCACAUUUUUGUAGGUAAUUUUAAAACUCUAUUUGCUAAUUUACUGUAUUUAUUCAGGUGCAAGCGGUCCUGAGCAUAUAGACAUUUUUUGCAUUACUUGUAUGAAGUGUUAUGCUAUACAAUAACACUUGAAAUCAAGCCACACACUAUUUCUUCCCAUUUUUCUAUAGCUUGCUUGACUUAGAAAAUACAAUUAGGCUUUAUUCUUAGACCCUAGAUUUUGAAUGUGAUGCAUAAACUUUUAGAGUAAUAGACAUACUUCAAAGUAAGAUAGUUUUUAAAAGCUCCAAUUGUGGUUAUUGUUUAGGUACCCUUUCCGAACUUUGCAAUUAAUUAAUAUUCUUGAAUACAUACUGACUAUUUAGUCUAUAGAAAAGAACAGUUAAGCUGUCUUUGUAGGGUUUUUGUUCAUUUGGUAGUAUUGUGUAAAGAAUGAUGCUUAAACUAGGCUAUAACACAGAUUAAACAGUCAAAGGGAGUUAAAAUUACUUCAGCCGAGACAUCUGGCUGUCAUGUUCCUACCCUGUCCAUGCUACCCACCCAAACCAUUUAACUUGACUUGCCUUGUGUGGCUUACAUGUGCACAACUGUUUUAUAUUUUGUACAGAAGGUACUCAGUGCUUACAAUGAAACACUGGUGCAUAGUGGAUCAUGACUCUAGUGCACUUUGCUUGUCUACCAGGGAUGGGGCAUCUACCACCUUUCUGGGCAACCUGUUCUAGUGUCUUACCACCCUAAUCAUAAAAAAACUCUUCCUUAUAGCUCACCUGAAUGUACCCUCUUUUAGUUUAAAACCAUUACCCCUUGUCCUAUUGUAACAUGCCCUCCUAAAAAGUUUGUCCCCAUCUUUCUUAUAGGCUUCCUUUACUGAAAGGCUGCAAUAAUGUCUCCCUGGAGCCUUCUCUUCUCCAGGCUGAACAACCCCAACUCUCAGCCUUUCCUCAUAAGAGAGGUGUUCCAUCCCUCUAAUCAUCUUUGUGGCCCUCCUUUAGACCUGUAUAUUUGGCUUUGAAACAUCUUCAUGAAAAUUGACAUUUCAAGACUAUGUAGUGAAUAUACAACUUAUUGGUUCAACUGUAAUUUUCCAAUUUGAUGUUAAAUUUAAUGUAUUUAAAAACCAUUGUGUAUACAUAAAUGGGAUUGACUAUUUGUUUAUUUUGGCAUGUUUUAAUAUAAUUGUUUAUAUUGCAAACAUGCAUGGAAGUCCUAUUCUCCUAAGUGCCAUACACAGACUGUUCCUGUGCUGCAGAGUUUAUAAUUCAGUACAAAUGGGUAUUGAAGGGUGAGGAAAGGUGAAAUCAAAUAUAUAUUAUUUAAUUUAACCAUUAUGUCAGAUACCUCCACCCACUUUUUAACUUAUCCAUUGCUGACAUAUUUCAAAUAUUUCAAAUAAAGUUAAACUAUGUUUUUGUAUAGCUCAGGAAAUCUGAGUUUUUAAAAACUGCUUGAGGGUGAAUAAAAAGGAUGAAGAGAUGUUUUGUGGUAGUAACCGUGUUUUUUGGGCACAACAUUCUUUUGUGUGUGACUCUUAAUGGCAUGUCGGAGUAUUUGGACCAAAUAGAAUAAAUAUGAAAUAACCACUAAAAUUUUCAGAUGAGUGAAUGAAAGAAAUUGCUUCCGAUCACUGUCAACAGAUUCUAGAUGUAGUUUUUGUGAUAUGUAUGUAUGCUUUUUAUUUCCCUUUAAAACUGAAAUUUUGCAACCAGAUCUCACCCAUUUUUACCUCAAAACUUUCAUGUGGCUACUUUAAAGUGCAUGAUUAUCAUAAUACAGGGAACGUUGUCCUCACUUAGACUACUGUAGUAGUAGGUCAUUGGAUGACAGUUGUGUACGACGUAAUUGUGUUCAGGAAGGUGGAGAAUUAAAUUCAAGACAGAGUCACAGAGUAUUCUGAGUUGGAAGGGAUCCACAAGGAUCAUUGGGUCCAACUCUUAAGUGGCCUCUACGGGGAUCAAACACAUGACCUUGGGGUUAUUAUUAGCACCAUGCUCUAACCAACUGAGCUAAUCUCAGUUUAAUUUUGGGGGAGUAAGUGAAAAAAUUUUCAUAAUAAUGAUUGGUUCUCUUGUGGAAACCAAUGGUAGAGAUGUUCAAAGAAAUUAGUAUUUGUUAAUCAAGAACUAUUAGUUCCUCUUAUAGAUAAUACCCUUGCUGAAUUUGUGAUUAUAAUUACUUGAGAAAACUUGGCACAGUUUGAUUUUACUUAGCUUGUGUGCUUAAAAAUAGUUUUCCAUCUGCCAGUUAUAUUUCUACCUCUAAUAAUAAUAAAAUAUUAUAUAUUUUACCUAAGCAUCUUAAUGUCUGCAUGAUUCUCCUACAAAAAAAGGUAACUAAUAAAUUAGUCAGUUUCACAAAUGAACUCAAAAUGGGAUUUGUUUAAUUGCGAGGGAAUUCAUUGCACUUCAGAUGACUGACAUGGUGGUUACUUGAUAAAAAUUUGACACAUUCAGUGUUACUUUGAAAUAAAUAAUAAUAAUAAUAAUGGCCAGUCUUCGCGAGCGAAGAUCCAGGGAAGGUCUUUACACCUUCCAGCCUGCGCAUUGGAUUUUUUAGGUGAGACACAGUGUGCGUGGAACUGAGCCCACCCUUUAAUCCUAAGGUUCAUCUGCCAGGGCCAAGCGAGCUUGGACGGUGGCAGCAAGGUCCUCAGGACGUAGAUGGAUUGCCUUUACAGGGCUAACGAGCUCCAUCUGCCCGGGGAGUGUCCCUGACCGGGAAUCAAACCCGGGCCUCGGCGGUGACAGCGCCGCGCCCUUACCACUAGAUCACCAGGGGCUCCUUUGAAAUAAAUAGUUGGUAGUGAUUUGUCAUGUAAUUGUUUAUGGCUGUAGUCUUUCUAAUUUGAGAAGAAUAUUUAGAUUUUUUUUUUUUAAUUAAGAUUUUUUUUUUUUAGACAAAAUGGUAGAUAGGGUAGAAAUGUCCAUGGAAGGAAAUUAUGCAUAUGUGAGAAGACUGUGCAAUAUGAGAUAAAAACACUGCUCCCUUUCCCAUUGAAGUAGCAAAAGAAAAAUGCAUUUGAUUUUUGAUAUCUAUGCUGGACAUAUUAGCAAUGUGUUUUAUAAAUUAAAUCUGAUAUGGAGCUUAGGAGGAAUAAUCGAUCAGAGCUGCCAAAGUACCAUAUGUGUGCUAAAUCAAACUGUCAUGUACAAAGUUGCUCUUACGUAUAGGUGUUCAUAUUGAAGUUAAACAAAUGCAGUACUAAGUUUGAUAUUUCUGUUAAAGGAAAUGUUCCAGUUAUGUACUAGUUAUGUGAUCUUUUAGCAAGAAAUUGAUUGUAAUUCUGAGAACUCAAAUGUCAUUUUGUUAACCAUGCGGUAUGUUUCAUGUUUUGUUUUGGUGGUAUCUACUGCAGAGAGGCCACUGGAAAUAUGCACCCUCCAACUCAUAAUUAUCUUAAUGUUCAAAUAAAAAAUCGUUAAAUGUCAUAUGUGUAAUAAUAGUUUGAACACUUGGAAAUAAAUGAAGACUUGUGUUGA
Messenger RNA from Myiozetetes cayanensis, 4611 nucleotides. Its product is annotated as activated RNA polymerase II transcriptional coactivator p15-like. The transcript has 5 exons. The record is from RefSeq and is a predicted model, not a curated record. Gene Ontology annotation, molecular function: DNA binding; transcription coactivator activity. Bases 297 to 677 code for a protein of 126 amino acids. Gene Ontology annotation, biological process: positive regulation of transcription initiation by RNA polymerase II. Lineage: Eukaryota; Metazoa; Chordata; Aves; Passeriformes; Tyrannidae. Gene Ontology annotation, cellular component: transcription regulator complex; nucleus.